Molecule: messenger RNA, 243 nt
Organism: Laccaria bicolor S238N-H82
Lineage: Eukaryota; Fungi; Basidiomycota; Agaricomycetes; Agaricales; Hydnangiaceae
Exons: 2
Coding region: 1-243 (80 amino acids)
Source: RefSeq, a predicted model, not a curated record
AUGGGGCUUCAGCAUGCAGGAGAAAUUAUUCGUGUUAAUUUUGGUCACGAACCUCUCAAGUUUGAUAUCGCCUCUCAUGUACAGCGACAAAGAAAUGCAAUUUGGAAGACCACUCUCUCUGACGAGCAGUCGAACAGGGUACUGGACAAGCUCGUUCUGACAUAUCUGGUGGUGAGGGCUUUCCAGAAACAAGCCUGGCAAAUGAGCCCAAUCAAGCCAUUCUCAAGUCCCAAGGGAGGCUAA